Molecule: messenger RNA, 8664 nt
Organism: Aureococcus anophagefferens
Lineage: Eukaryota; Pelagophyceae; Pelagomonadales; Pelagomonadaceae
Exons: 4
Coding region: 1-8664 (2887 amino acids)
Biological process (GO): activation of GTPase activity; nucleocytoplasmic transport
Cellular component (GO): nucleus; cytosol; perinuclear region of cytoplasm
Molecular function (GO): GTPase activator activity; small GTPase binding
Source: RefSeq, a predicted model, not a curated record
AUGCUCUGCCUCAACGAGCUGCCCGGCCGCAAUGUGCAGUACUGGCACACGCUCGGCGCGCGGCCGAAGACCGUGGGCAGCCCCGGCCGGCGGCGGCCCAUGAAGAACCGGGGCGGCCGGCCGCGGCCGCAGACGACGCCCGCCGAGUCGCCGAGCAAGGCGACGCAGCAGGCCUGGCUCGGCGAGCCCGGCCAGGCGCCGCGCUUCACGCCGGAGCCGCCCGGCGACGCCGGCGGCCGCGGCCGGCCCGAGUACGACGGCCCGCGGACGCGGACGCUGCACGCGCGGCCGCGGUCGACGCCGACGCCGACGGCGACCUUCUCGGAGAGCGGCAGCGGCUCCGAGAGCGACGGCGACGCGACGGGCGCGUCGCCCCUCGAGGCGCCGGAGAGCCCGCUGCCCGCGCUCCCGGCGGAGCGGGACGAGCCGCGGCCGGAGACGCCGGACAGCGCGUGCACAGACGACCUGCUCUACCCGCCGAGCCCCGGCCGGUCCGUCGGCGAGCCGAGCCCGAACUCGCAGAAGAAGAAGGGCGGCCUCUGGGCCAUGCUCAAGACCAAGGACCUGGCCGUGGACGUCGCGGAAGACCUGCCGACCGUCGCGGACGCGCGCGCGCGACAGCCCGGCGCGGGCCGGAACCGCGGCGAGUGGGCCGUGGCCAUGGGCCGCACGGCGCGCGACCGGAGCCCGCGGCGCGACGCGGGCUACACGGCGGCGCUGACGCGGCCCGUGCUCGUGUCGAAGAUCCUCGAGUCGGGCGAGCUGAAGCUGCCGCACCGCCUCCGGGACGAGGGCGCGCUGAGCCUCGCGGCCGCGCUGUCCAAGGCGCUGACGGAGGAGAAGGACCGGCCCGUGAAGACCAUCGACAUCGGCUGGAACAAGCUCUCGGCGGCGGCCGUCAAGGCGACGGCGAACGUCGCCGCGGCGCCGGGCGCGCGCGUCGAGCGGCUCCUCGCCGCGGGCAACACGGUCGACUUCUUCGCGGCGCUCGAGGUCGCGCGCGUGCUCGCGCGCCAGGCCUGCGUGCUACGGGUCUUGGACCUGCAGCGCUGCGGCCUCACGGACCAGGUCGUCCACGUGCUCUUCGAGGUCGCGACGCGGAACCGAACUUUAGCGGCGCUCAACCUGCGGGAGAACGAGCUCAGCGACUUCGUGCGCGAGAGCGUGCGCGUCGCGCGCCAGCGCCACGCGGAGAAGCGGAGCAUCCACGGGCUGAAGAAGAAGGACGAGCGCCGGGGCCACGUCGACCUCGCGCACCAGCCGAACGCCGCGAACAAGGGCCUGAGCCCGCUGCUCAAGGUCCGCGAGCCGUCGCACGGCGGCGGCCACGGCAACGCCAAGGGCGGCCACGGCGGCAACCACGCGCCGGGCCUGACGCUGAACCAGGCCGUGCGGCGCGUCUACGAGAUCAUCGAGGCCAAGGCCCAAGAAGACGCGACGCAGCGCGCGCACCACGGUGCGAACGCGCCCACGGUGCCCCUCGCCGAGUUCGUCACGACGUGGCACGAGCGGCGCUUCGGCGGCCGGGCGUCGGGCCACCGGAAGCAGCGCGAGCUGCUGUCGCUGCUGAAGGUGUCGCAGCACUUCAAGGGCGGCGCCGCGGCCGCGAUGCUCGCCGCGAGCGCGCAGCACCACGGCGCGAAGCCCGGCGCGCCCCACGCCGUCCAGCCCCAGGACACGAAGCGGCGCAUCGCCCAGCUCCUCGACGUGCUGGGCGUCGCGUCGGCGACGUGCGCGUGCUACACGCCUCUGACGGGCGACGUCUUCGUGCUGCUGCUCGGGCGGCUCUUCAAGCCGAACCACGUGGCCAAGGCGUUGGAGACGACGCCCCAGCUGCCGACCUACGCCUACCUCAACGCGCUCAUGGGCGACUCCGCGGACCCGAACGUGCCCGCGACGUGGGACAACCCGCAGCUGUUGCCGCUCGCGAACGACAUCCAGCUGCUGGAGAUCGUCGAGCAGCUCGAGCAGCUCGGGAAGCGGCACCGGGGCAUGAUCCACCUGGACGACUUCUUGGACCACGUGCUCAACUUCAUGUUCGCGCGCGCGCGGCAGAUCACGGACGAGCUGCGGGCGGCGCUCUUCGAGCUCGGCGUCAAGGACAAGGCGGACCUGUCCUGGGACGAGUUCGUCGAUCUUGUGGAUUACUUCAACUCGGACCUGAGCCAGGAGAAGACCGUGGAAUUGUACGAGGAGCUCACGGAGAAGCGGAGCCACGUGCCCCUGGAGGCGCUGGACAAGGCGCACGAAAAGGCGUCGCACCGGAAGAAGAAGGAAGCGGAGGCGACGGACGAGCUGCCCGAGGAGCGCGAGGCGGGCGAGCCCGUCGCCAUCGAUUUGGACCGUCUGAUCAUGGCGCUCUGGAAGAGCUCCGUCUUCCACGCGGCGGACCACAGCUCCGGUUUCGAGAUCGCGACGAAGCUCAUGCGGGGCAUGAUCUCCGGCGGCGGCGACGACGACGAACCGCCGACGUCGCCCAAGGCCGGGAAGCGCUCCUUGAAGGAUGACGAGGAGAAGAGCGCCUACGCGGCCGUGCCCGUGGCGACGAUCACGACGAAGUGGCGCUGCUCGCUCACGGAGCUCGACCUCGCGUGGAACCGCGUCGACGACCCCGGGGAGCUCACGGCGUUGAUCAACGCGUCGCCGCACCUCGUCGUCUUAAAGUUCGCCCACAACAAGAUCGGCUGCCCCGGCGCCGUCGCGCUCGCGGCGACGCUCGACCGCGCGGCGAUUUUAGGGACGUCGCGGCCGCUCAAGAAGCUCGACCUCACCUGCUGCGGCAUCGGCGCGCGCGGGGCGCUCGCGCUGGCGGACGUCAUCGCCGAGCGGCUCAAGGUCCUGCCGAAGAUCGUCGACGUCGGCCUCGGGCUGAAUCCCCUCGGCGCGCUGGGCGCGCGCGCGCUGCUGCGCGCCGCGUCGCUCGAGGACGGCACGCUCCCCGCGGCCUCGCCGUCGAGCGCCGCCUCGAAGAAGGGCGCGACGCGGCGCUUCACGGCGAAGAUGAUGGCGCGCAAGCAGCCCAGCGAGCUGCGGCUCCAGCUCCGGGGCAGCUCCUUCGACGCGCCGGAGACGGCGGCGGAGUUGCUCCGCGCGUACGAGGGCAGCUGCGACGCGCUCGGCCUCGCCUUCGCGGACCCGGAGUGCGUCGUUUCUACUACCUCGGAACAGACCUUCAACAUCGAGGGCUUCGAGCAGCGCGCGGCGGCGCGGCGCGCGAUCCGCGUCGUCGCGCGGAGGCACGGCCGCUGGUUCGACAGGCUCGACUGGCGCUUCGCGUCGAAGCGGGGCUCCAAGGCCAAGAACUGGCUGCCGCUCACGCUGAACCGCGUGCUCCCGGGCGAGACCACCAAGAAGCGGCCCGCGCCGUCCGUCGCCGGCGCGACGCGGACCUGCUUCGACGCGCGGCGGACCGUGAGCCGGGGUAGGAAGACGAGCGGCCCGCCGGCGACGCGCGCGCCCGUGCUCGAGUGGCAGCCCGACGAGCCCUUCGUCGUGCCCCAGACGGGCGAGCUCCGGCUGCGCGUCGGCUACCGGCCGCGCGUCGCGACGGCGCUCCACUGCGCGACGACCGCGGGCCUCAAGUGCCUCCAGAGUUUGCUCUGCGACGCCGCGGGCGACCGCGACCGGCUCCUGGAGCUCGCCUUGAUGGACGCGUCGCUGACGUCGGCCCAGGCCGUCGAGCUGCUCUGCGGCGUCUUCUACGCGCCGCCGGCCGCGGCGGCCCAGUGGCCCUCGGGGGAGGCCGCGGGCCCCGCGCGCGGCCGCGACGACCGGCGCCGGUCCGCGCGGAGCGCCGCGCGGCUCAAGGACACGAUCUCCUACUACGCCGCGGCCGUCAAGGACGCCUGCAUGGGGCUCGACCACCUCCCGAACCGGACGGACUUCGUCGACGACGACCACGUGACGAUGCCGCAGACGCCCGACGUCGAGCGCGCGGUCGCGCGCGUGCUGCCCGCGCUCGUGGACCGGAGCCGCGCCGCGGCGCUCUGCCGCGUGUUCUUGCCGUCGGCGCGCACGGGCCGGUCCCUGCGCCGGCGCCUGGGCCACGCCUACGGCCCCUGCGUCGGGUCGCCGAACGGGCGGUACGCGCUCCGGCUGUGGCGGAGCUCGGACCGCCUCGCGCUGCGCCUGCUCCUGGAGCUCGACGACGCGGAGCGGCGCGAGCUGCGGGUGCGCCGGGGCCUGGGCCGCUUCGAGGCGUCGCACCAGCUCAGCGGCGACAGCAACUUAAGGGCCGUGCGGUGCCGCGCGACCGCGGCCGAGGACCGGCUCCGGGGCUCCGCGGCGCACGCGCACGUGCUCGAGGCCGCGGACCGGGCGUCGCUGCUCGAGGCGCUCCUCACGGCGCACCGGGCGUCUUUUGAUUUGGACCGGCGCCGCGGCGAGCAGGCGGCGAUCAAGUCGCCGGGGAACAUUUUGGUGCACGUCGACUACGCGUCGACGUCGCGGCCGCGCCUCGGCGUCGAGCCCCACGAGGGCGAGGCCGUGCUGGGCAUCAUGGCCGCGAGCUCGUUGCCCGCCGUGGAGCCCGACCUGGAGACCUGUUUUCUGGAAGACGACGCCUGCGUCUGCCGCCACGCCGCGGCCGUCGACGCGGCCGCGGCCGCGGGCGACGCGCGGCCGCCGCCGCCGUGGCUCCUGGACCGCGACGACGCCGACGACCAGCUCAAGGUGCGCCACAUCCAGUCGAAGAUCCGGGGCCUGCAGACGCGCGCGCGCGUCGCCGCGCUCGUCCUCGACCGCGAGUCGCUCGCGGCGGCGACGCUCGGCGACGCGUCCGCGCGGACGUCCGCGACGGCGAAGAGCCGCAAGUCCAAGGGCGGCAAGAAGGCCAAGGGCGGCAAGAAGUCGGGCCGCGGGUCCCUCAAGGGCGCCGCCGCCGCCGCCGUCGCGGCCGCCAAGGGCCCGGAGGCGCUCGCGGCGUCGCCCGAGCCGUCCGUCGCGUCCAUCCGGCUCGCGCUCCAAACAACGAGCCAGAGCCAGGGGGGGCGCCGGUCCGCGACGGGCGCGAACGCGCUGAGCCAGGGGUCCGUGACGUCCGAGGUCACGGGCACGGUCGCCGCGGAGGGCACGGUGUUCACCGUCGGCUCGGGCGGCUACGGCUCCGACGGCUUCGGCUCCGGCGACGAAUUCGUGGACACGGAGGGCGUCGACCUGCUCUUCGUCGACUCGGGCUGGGUGCCCCACGUGCUGCCGCGGACGCUGGACCAGCUCGCGAGCCGCCGCGCGCGCGCGCGGCCGCCGGAGCGGCCCGACGCGAGCCCGGGGGCCGUCUUCGCCGCGGAGGCCGGCGAGUUCCGGGACGACGUGCUCGACGAGCUCCGGCUCCACUGCGGCAACCGGGGCCUGACCGUGGGGUCGCUGGCCCUCGUCGUCGCGCACUACGCGGGCGCGGCGGGGACGUACCGGAAAGGUUCGGCGGCCGCGGGCCACGGCGGCGCGUUCGUCGCCGACGGCCUGCGCGUCGUCGACGGCCGGCGGGCCGCGGACGUCGUCGUCGCCCUGGCGCCGAGCCUCGUGGACCUCGAGAACCUCGCGGGCGACCUGCUGCUCCGGCUGCCGUCGCCCGUCGCCGCCGAGGUCGCGGACCGCCUGGGCCUGCUGUGCGUCGCGCGGCCGCCCGACGCCCACGGCGACGCCCGCGACGGCUUCGUGCUGGGCACGCGGCGCGCGAGGCUCGACCUGGCCGACGCGGACCACCACGCGGUCGCGACGGCCGCGCUGACCGUGCUCUACCGCGAGCGCGGCGCGAGCCUCGACGGCUGCUGGUACCGGUCCGGCGACGCCUGGGACGCGGACGUGCUCGAGCCGCCCCCGGCCUGGCGCGGCGAGGCGUCGAGCGACGUGGCCUACCUGACGCCGCGCGCCGCGGAGCUGUCCUUCGAGGCCUACGCGGAGGCGGGCCGGCGCGACGCGCCGCUGCGCGCGCGCGUCGGCCGCCACCUCUUCCUCUGCCGCUCCACGAAGGCCAAGGUCGCUCUGGAGGACCGGGAGACGGCGCUCCACAAGAAGACGUCGCCCCACGACGGCGCGCUCGCGGAGGAGCGCGUCGACGCGCGGAGCCGCUGGUCGCCCGAGCAGGAGGACCUCGCGCGCGACUCGCCGCACUGCGUCGGCCUCAUGGAGGCGCUGCGGUGGAGCCAGGCGAGCAACUACGCGCGGUCGGCCAUGAUGCUCCAGAAGGUCUGCCGCCAGUACGCGGAGCGGCGCGAGAUCCAGUCGUCGACGAUGGCGGAGCAGAUCGACCGGAAUUUACGGGAGUACCCGGGCCUGAGCCCCAUCCUCAAGAUGAUCGACCUGCACAUCCCGGAGCGACCGACGCCCUACGAGGAGGCCGUGGCGUGCUUCAACGCCGUGCUCCGCGACAAGAUCUCCGCGGACGAGACGUGCGAGCGGAAAAGGCAGGCGAAGAUGCCGUUCACGCAGUUCCUCCUCAAGUGGCACACGAUGCGCUACGGCGCGUGCUACAUGGCGCGCACGGAGCAGGGGCAGCUGCUGGCCUUCGUCCAGGACUUCGUGCGCCACUGGCGCCACGAGCACGCGGAGGCGCACGCGAUGUCCGCGGUGACGCGCCACGCGAUGGCGCCGCGCAUGCGCCAGUGCUGCAUCAUCGCGGGCAUCGCGCCGCUCCAGGUGCACCUCUACUCGCCGAUCAUCGCGGAGCAGUACGUGCUGUUGCUGCGGCGCCUCGCGCCGUCGACGUUCGACCUCGAGCGGUGCCUCGACUACACGUCGGCGCCCGGCGGCGCGGCGCGCGGCAACCACGUGGCCCUCGACGCGGCCAUCGCCGCGGUGACGGGGUCCGGCGACCGCGACGACAGCGAGGACGAGUACGACGACGAGGAGGACCACGGCGUCGAGGUCGACGCGCCGUCGACGUGGGACGCGCCCAUCCUGCUCGCGCUGACGGGCGACGCGAUGCUGUUGACGCUCGUCACGGACAUCCGCUCGAAGGCGAAGCGGGGCUUCGUCGACCGGCGGAAGACGACGCCGCUCUCGGGCCGCGAGUCGUUCAAGGACGCGGAGAAGGACCAGCGGGUCUUGGAGACGGACGACCUGCUGGACACGGUGCUCAAGUUCCUGCUGGACCGCGCGUCGGAGAUGCACACGCACCUCGUGCGCAUCUUCGAGAAGGUGCGCAAGUCGCGGCCGCGCCUGUCGCUCGACGACUUCCACCUGCUCCUGUCGCGCUACUUCGGCGCCGACGACGUCGCCCACACGUCCCUCGCGACGUCCCUCUUCGAGUCCAUCGCCAAGGUGCGGCUCGGCACCGACGGCUCCGAGGCCGCGCACGUGCAGAUCAACUACGAGGAGGGGGUCGUCGUCGACCCGACGCGCGCGGCGACGAGCCUGUGGAACGCGGGCAUCUUCCCGACGAAGCGCAUGAGCCACCUCGCCACCUGGCCGCGCGUGUCGCCGGGCAUCCUCGACGCCUGGGUGGCGACGCAGCUGCGGCGCGGCGUGAAGCCGUCGAUCCCCGACGCCAUGGGCUACCUGCGCAGCGUCGGCGUGAACCUGCGCCAGCUCGACGACGACCGGCGGCAGGCGUGGCUCGACGCCAUCGAGGCCACGGUCGACCGCGCCGCGGCGGCGGACGACGUUUCGGAGGCCGCGGAAGCGCCCGCGGAGGCGCCGGCUGCGAUCGUCGUCGAAGAGCGCUGGAAGCCCCUGCCGCCGCGGCGCCGCGCGAAGCGCCCCGCGAAGGACUCGUCCGCGGUCCCGGCGCCGCCGGCCCCGGCGGACGCGCCCGCGGAGCAGGCCGAGCGCCAUCGGGACGACGCCGCGUCGGAGGCGACCGCCGCGGAAGCGCCGGACGAGCCGACCGAGGACGCGCCGGCCGGCGGCGACGCGCUGCCGGACGAGGACGCCGCCGUCGCCGCCGUGGGCGCCUCCCUCGCCCGCGCGCGGGCGGCCAUCGGCGAGGACGAGGCGCUCGCGGAGCGCGCCGCGGACGUCGCGGCGCUGUCGCUCCUGCGAUGGCUCGGCGAGGGCCUCGACGAGGCUUCCCGGGCCUACGUGGCGAAGAUCGUCGUCGACGAGGCCCUCUCGGAGGACGACGCCGGCGACGCCCUCGCGAGCGCCGAGGAGGCCGCGCGGCCCUUCCUGCUCGAGGACGAGGACCGCGCGGACCUCCGGCGCGUCCUCGCCGCGGCGGCGGCCGCGGCGUUCGCCGCGGUCGCCGACGGCCACGCGUCGACCAAGGCCGCGCAGCUGCGGUCCCUCGGCUCGUUGCGGGAGUGCUUCCCGCAGGUCCGCGAGGCGACGGUCGCCGCGUACCUCGCGGAGCACCGCGACGUCAACGCGGCCGCGGAGGCGCUCUACGCCGAGGCCGAGCGCGUGCUCCGGGACAUGGAGCAGCAGGAGAGCCUCGACCGCCGGGUCGCGCGCCAGGGCGCCUUCUUCACGCACCGCCUCUCGAAGGACGAGCGCGCGCGAUUGUUGGACGAGUUCGCGUCGCGGCCGCCGAUCCCCGCGGGCGGCCACACGACGGGCUGCCACGUCGCGCCGGGCAAGAGGGAAGCCCGCAAGCAGACGCGCUACCGCGACGGCAAGGUCGCGACGCUCACGGGCGAGAAGUUCCUCGUCCAGCCCAAGGAGACGGCCGACUUCGUCAAGCAGACGUCCGUGUCCCUCCGCAUCUACGCCGGCGGGCGGACGCACUAA